Messenger RNA from Fraxinus pennsylvanica, 1713 nucleotides. NCBI's taxonomy places the organism in Eukaryota, Viridiplantae, Streptophyta, Magnoliopsida, Lamiales, Oleaceae. The record is from the annotation of a GenBank genome assembly.
AUGAAGUCUUUGCAAGAACUUCUAGCUGAUAGAACUACCAUAGAUGAACUGCCUGAAACUAUAUUCAGGCUAACUUGUCUCGAAAAGCUUUCCCUAAACCAUUGCAAAUCGUUGAAACGACUACCCAAAAGCAUAGAAAAGCUUAACUCCUUAAGGGAACUUUCUCUUCUUGGUUCUGCAUUGGAAGAAUUACCUGAUUCCAUUGGCUUUUUGGGAAAUCUAGAGAUUCUAAAUUUGAUGUGGUGUGAAUCGUUAAUUGCAAUUCCAGAUUCCAUUGGAAAUCUCAAAUCAUUCACUGAACUCUUGCUUAACGGUAGUUCCAUAGAAGUUAUACCGGCAUCUGUUGGUUCGCUAUACUAUCUGAAAGCUUUAUCAGUGGGAGACUGCAAGCGUUUGCACACAUUGCCAGUUACCAUUGAAGGGUUGUCUUCAAUGCUCGCUUUUCAGUUAGACAGGACUUUAAUCACUGGUUUACCUCAUCAAAUUGAAUUUUUGAAAUCACUUCAGAAGCUUGAAAUCGAAGAUUGCAAGAAUCUUAGCACACUUCCAGAAUCAAUAGCGAACUUGUCAGCCCUUCAUACGUUGAUCUUAAACAAAGCUGUAAUAAUAGAGUUACCAGAAUCUAUAGGAUUGUUGGAGAAUCUGAUUGUCCUAAGACUGAAUCAGUGCAAGAAACUAUGCAAAUUGCCUGCUUCAUUUGGAAAAUUGAAAAACUUGUAUCACCUGUUUAUGGAGGAAACUGCCAUUACUGAAUUACCUGAAACAUUUGGGAUGCUUCAUAAUUUAAGGACGUUGAAAAUGGCAAAGAAGCCCUAUGGCCAGGCCCCUCAGAUUUCUCUAAUAUCAGAGCCAGCUACUAGUGCAAAUAGUGAGGUGCUUCCAUCUUCUUUCUCGAAUCUUUCCUCGUUAGUCGAAUUCAAUGCUCGUGCAUGGAAGAUAUUCGGGAAGAUACCUGAUGAUUUUGAGAAGUUAUUAUCUUUAGAGAUUUUGAAUUUGAGUCACAAUGAUUUUCACAGUCUUCCAUCCGAUAUGAAACCUCUCCGUGUUUUCAAAAAGCUCGAUUUAUCCCACUGCAAAUUGCUCAAAGUUCUUUCUCCACUUCCUGAGAGUUUGCAAGAACUAAAUGCUGCAAAUUGUACUUCUCUGGAAAGCAUUUCUGAUCUCUCAAAUUUGAAGUAUUUAAUUGAGAUCGAAUUCACAAAUUGUGAGAAACUAAUGGACUUACCAGGCGUCGAAAAAUUGAUGUCCUUGAUAAGGUUGUACAUGGGAGGUUGCAGUUAUCGUGCCUCAGCAGUGAUACGGAAACUUGACAAGGUUGCGUUGAGAAAUUUAUACAAUUUAUGCGUACCGGGAAGUGAAAUACCGGACUGGUUUACUCGAGAUGAGCUUUGCUUUUCUAGAAAGAAAAAUGAGGCAAUAAGAAGUGUGAUUAUUGCUGUUGUCGUCUCUAAGAACUCUCAAAUCAACCAGGAUUCAACAUUAGAUGAAUUGCCUGUUAUAGCUGAAAUCGAAGCAAAGAUUCUCAGAGUAACCAUAGCAGUUUACAGUGGAGCAAUGAAUUUAAGAGGAAUCCCAAAUACAGAAGAUGAUCAGCUUUAUUUGUGCAGAUAUCCAGAUUAUCAUCCAUUAGUUUCCAUACUAGAAAACGACGACAAAUUACAGGUCGUAAGGCGCAAUCCUCAAUUUGAUCCACGAAUUAUGCUGAAGAAAUAA